UACGCGUUGAACAAUUCUUAAUAAUUUUUUGAAAUUUAAACAAAGAUUGCAUGAACUGUUGAUCCAAUUUCCUUACGUAUGUUAAUUGCAUCAGCAUAUCAAAAAAAUCGAUAAGAGUUAUUUGAUAGUGGACUGUAACAGGGGCUAUUAUUCCUAAGCAAAUUACGUCAGCUUGGUUAAGUCAACGAUCCGUUCCAAUACCAAUAUCGGAUUUAGUUGUAAAUUUAAAGCAAAAUAAGACACAUCGUCAUGAGCUGCCCAGUUAGACAACCCGAAAGACAAAACCUUGAACAACUUGGUGACGAAGAUGGAAUGCUGUAUGGAGAAUACUUAAUGCUGGAUAAAAUUCUAGGAGCACAGAGGCUACUUAGUGAACAAAAUAAUGAACGUGUUCAUGAUGAACAUUUAUUUAUUGUAACCCAUCAAGCCUACGAACUUUGGUUCAAGCAAAUUAUUUAUGAAUUGGAUUCCAUCAGGAAUAUAUUCAGCGAUGUCCUCGAAGAAUCCCAAACUCUUGAAAUCCUGAAACGCCUCAACCGAGUCGUGUUAAUUCUAAAGGUUCUCGUGGAUCAGGUCAUGAUUCUAGAAACCAUGACACCUCUAGAUUUCAUGGACUUCCGAUGUUAUCUUCGCCCAGCCUCCGGUUUUCAAAGUCUUCAAUUCCGCCUUCUUGAAAACAAACUAGGUGUCAAACAAGAGAAUCGAGUCAAAUAUAAUCAAAAUUACUCAAAAGUUUUUGGUAACGAUUCGAUAGCCAUUGGGGAGAUAGAAAAAUCGGAAAAAGAUCCGUCAUUGAUUGAUCUGGUGGAGCGAUGGCUCGAGCGAACUCCCGGUUUAGAACUCGAAGGUUUCAAUUUUUGGGGCAAAUAUCAGGACGCAGUAGAAAAGCUUUUGGACGAACAGAGAAAAUUAGCAGAAGUUGAAACUUCCGAGGAUUUGAAACGCUAUAAAUUGAACGAUUUGGAAAAGCGGAAGGAAGUAUACGAAUCUAUUUUUAAACCUGAUGUUCAUCAAGCUUUGGUAACCAGAGGGGAGAGAAGAUUUUCGCAUAAAGCGUUACAAGGAGCAAUCAUGAUCACGUUUUAUAGAGAUGAACCGAGAUUUAGUCAACCUCAUCAAAUUCUAACUCUUUUGAUGGACAUUGAUUCACUAAUCACCAAGUGGAGAUAUAACCAUGUUCUGAUGGUGCAACGAAUGAUUGGAUCUUCUCAGUUGGGAACAGGCGGUUCUUCAGGUUAUCACUACUUGAGGUCAACCUUAAGUGAUCGGUACAAAGUUUUUGUCGACUUAUUUAAUCUAUCUACGUUUUUAAUUCCACGGUCUUACAUUCCUCCCCUAAGUGCUUCCAUGAAGAGUCACUUGUAUAACUGGGGCACUGUGAAUCACUUAACGAAUGGCAAGUAAGGGAUUCCAGCGCAAUCACUCUGAUGUUGAAUUUCAUGUCGAUGUGUAUGCGUUAUAAUUUAUAAUUUUUUUUUCCACAAAUAAUUUUGUGAAUUAUUAAAAUAAAGAAA
Messenger RNA from Zophobas morio, 1514 nucleotides. RefSeq names its product tryptophan 2,3-dioxygenase (gene vermilion). Bases 250 to 1404 code for a protein of 384 amino acids. The transcript is spliced from 6 exons. Gene Ontology annotation, molecular function: L-tryptophan 2,3-dioxygenase activity; heme binding; metal ion binding. The record is from RefSeq and is a predicted model, not a curated record. NCBI's taxonomy places the organism in Eukaryota, Metazoa, Arthropoda, Insecta, Coleoptera, Tenebrionidae.